Microplitis mediator is the source of this 1619-nucleotide messenger RNA. RefSeq lists its product as uncharacterized. NCBI's taxonomy places the organism in Eukaryota, Metazoa, Arthropoda, Insecta, Hymenoptera, Braconidae. Gene Ontology annotation, molecular function: calcium ion binding. The transcript has 3 exons. The coding region runs from base 164 to 1534 and encodes 456 amino acids. The record is from RefSeq and is a predicted model, not a curated record.
UGAUUUUUUUGAAUACGUAUUAUAAUAUUUUGAUUUGUGAUCACAGAAAACAGUAGCUUCAUAAUUGUAUCAAUAAAUAAACAAACAAACAUAUAAAAUAAAAUAAUAUUCCUAACCUUCAUUAUAUAUAUUAUAUUACUAAUUGUAUUUAAAUUUUAUUAUAAUGGUUGUUUUUUAUGGAUCAAUUGAAUUAAUAAUAUUGAUGAGAAUAUCAAAUAGUUUAUUAUUAUUAUUAAAUGGUACCUCAAAGGAAUUAGGAGAACCAUGGGAAGAUUAUGAUGAUCCGAUAUUGGGGAUCCCUAUUAAAUUUUCAAGCAUCGAAACAAAUAUAUCCAGUGUAAUGAAGAGCGAUAAAAAACUACCAUCCGAACCAGAUUACAAUCCAAUAUUAGGUGAACCUUUCAUCAAAUCGACAACAGAGUCAAUGAUUAAUCAAUUAUAUCUUUUAACUCAAGACAAUAAUUUAAAGGAAUCAUUUUUUUUAAAUUGGGAUUAUAAUAGAGCUAUUCUUGAUAUUGCAUAUUAUUUACGUUCCCAUAAAUUUAAUGAUUUCGAUCGCCGUUAUUACAAUAAUAUUAACGAUUAUGAAGAUACAGGUAAUCGAUUAUAUAAAGAAUUUACAAAACCACCAUUGAGAUCACUACAUUGGGAAGUUUAUAAAUAUUGCAAUGGAGGUUUCUUUCAAUGUCUUAAAUAUAUUGACAGUAUUGUUGAAAAAACAUCACCUAGACGUAUUGAUGAUACAACAUACGUAAUUAUUCAAAAUAACUGGAAUACAGUAACUCAUAGCGAACAAAUAAAUAUAACAGACAAUGAAUGUAAAUCUGCUCGUGAUAAAAAUUAUUCACCAUUUCAUGGACCUCUUGAACGUUUCCAAUGGCGCACAUCUAUUAGUUAUUACAUGUGUUGGUAUACAAUAAUAAAUAGACCAGAACUUAAGUACUUUAAUGAAUCUUGUGAUAAUUUUUCAAAUUGUCUUGAUGAGAAAUAUGGUACCAAUAAUAAAGACCCAAGAGCUAAUGAUGAUAUACCAUUUUCUUGUGCCUUUUACAGUUUUUGUCCCGAUCCUUGUUGUCCUUUGAGGCAUGUACUAAGUAUACAAGAUUGUGUCGAAAGUAAAUUCAACCCAUGUUCAAUUAAUUCUCAAGGAGAAUCUGGAAAUUGUUACUUUCCUUUUGAUAAAAAUUAUAAUUUAAAUUCAUUAAUAAAAAAUGAACUAAAUAUAACUUGUGAUUGCCAAGAUUCGGGUUACGAAUGGUCUUCAAAAUUUGGACUAUGCGUUGAUAUUGACGAAUGUUCAAAAAAACUUGAUAAUUGUUCACAUACAUCUAAUACAGUUUGCAUUAAUUUACCAGGAAGUUUUUAUUGUGCUUGUCAGCUCGGUUAUAUAUAUAAUAUAGAAACAGAAAGUUGUCAAGUGAAUUGGGGAUUUAAAAAAAUUUUAAUGCAAUCGUCAUUAAUUAUUAGUACGACUACGGAAAGUUUAUUUGAUAUCAUUGUUAAUACUUUAACUAAAAAAAUUGAUAUUUGGUAAAAAUGAUCAUUCGUUUUGGGUAAAAUUUUGAAAAGCUCUAAAAUAUUAGUAUUCUAACAUAUUGUCAUUAAUAAUAUCGUUCUUG